This is a messenger RNA of Epithele typhae, 660 nucleotides long. RefSeq lists its product as uncharacterized. The transcript has a single exon. The record is from RefSeq and is a predicted model, not a curated record. NCBI's taxonomy places the organism in Eukaryota, Fungi, Basidiomycota, Agaricomycetes, Polyporales, Epitheliaceae. Bases 1 to 660 code for a protein of 219 amino acids.
AUGUUUUUCUCCCCGCGCCCCACUUCUCCUCUCCUCGUCCACAACUCCCUCCCCUCUCCCCCUCCCCUCGGCCCUCGCCGUGUCUCUUCUCGCUCUCGCCUCCACCUGCCCUCCAACCUCAAUGAUCCCCCGAUCCCUCCUCGCCUCAUCGGCUCUCCCCUCCUCGACAAGCUCACCGCCCCCGAGUCCGGUGCACUCACCUCGAACAUUCAGAAGCAGCUCUGGUUCGAUGGAGACGAGUUCGGGACGCGCGCAGCCGCCACCGCCUCCCAGGUGCAAACCCCCCCUCCCUUCACUCUCUCCCUCCCGUCCCCUCCAAGCACCCCUCGGAGCCCGAGGCACCGCCGCACCGCUUCCAUGAUCGACUGCCGUCCCCCGAGCAAGUCGCGCUCGCGCUCUCCUCCCCCUCCGAGCCUCCUCAUGGUCUCUAUCCCGCCCGUGCCGCCCAUCCCUUCCUCCGCCUUCAACAGCCCCGGCGCCAAGCGCUCCGUCCUCCGCACUCCCCCCGCGACGCCUCGCUCGCGCGCGAUGCAGAUCGUCAUCCCCGACCUUGACGACCCCGCCCCGGAGACGCGCGCCGACCGUCGCGCCCGCCGCGCCUCGCGCACGUAUCCUGUCACCAGCCCGCGGAGGCGCACCGCCGGCCCUGAGGCUCACUGA